This is a messenger RNA of Lachancea thermotolerans CBS 6340, 1710 nucleotides long. RefSeq names its product stress-responsive transcription factor HSF1 (gene HSF1). Gene Ontology annotation, molecular function: sequence-specific DNA binding; DNA-binding transcription factor activity. The coding region runs from base 1 to 1710 and encodes 569 amino acids. Gene Ontology annotation, biological process: regulation of DNA-templated transcription. The transcript has a single exon. The record is from RefSeq and is a predicted model, not a curated record. Lineage: Eukaryota; Fungi; Ascomycota; Saccharomycetes; Saccharomycetales; Saccharomycetaceae.
AUGCAAGCGAAUAACGCACACCACAGCGCUGGACCAGCGCUCAAUGAAGACGAAAUUGAAAACAUUAUAAACCCCAGCGACCCAAUCGUUGGGGGCACACACGGCACAGGGUUGGGCGCAGACGAUGGCUCGCAUUCGGUCGUUGAAGACAUAGUUAAUCCCUCAUGGGAUCCCGCCAUGACAAUGUCACCGGGCCAGCUGGACCAUCCCAGUCAGAACAUAGCACCUUUCUCACCGUUCAUGGCCAACUCACCGCUCGCUGCUCCACCUGACCAUAACAACGUUAUCAGGCGCGGGACCCCGGUCGGCUUGUACCAGCAGCAGGGCAGCCCCUCCCAGCCGCCAGCGGCUGACUCAUUGCUCUCUGAUUCCAUUCUGAUGCCGUAUAGAAACAGGCUUCUAAAGCAGAGCAGGCCCAAAACGUCUUCGCCGCAGCCGCCACCGCGUCGCAAGCUCACCACCACGAAAACUAGGCCUGCUUUCGUCAACAAGCUGUGGUCCAUGGUCAACGACAGCGCAAACCAGAAACUGAUACACUGGUCCGCCGACGGGAAAUCAUUUGUGAUCACCAACCGCGAGCACUUUGUGCACGAAAUCCUGCCCAAGUAUUUCAAACAUUCCAAUUUUGCUUCCUUCGUAAGGCAGCUGAACAUGUACGGUUGGCACAAGGUACAGGACGUACGAUCUGGGUCUAUACACGGCAAUUCUGACGAAAGAUGGCAGUUCGAAAACGAGAAUUUCGUUAGGGACUGCGAGGACCUGCUGGAGAACAUAGUGAGACAAAAGCCAAGCACCAACCCAAGCAAAGACGUCCUGGUGGGCCAGAAUGGCGAAGAGAUGGACAUAGGAAUUUUGCUUAGCGAGCUUGAGACCGUAAAGUUCAACCAGAUCGCCAUAGCAGAAGAUCUCAAACGCAUGUCCAAGGACAACGAGCUGUUGUGGAAGGAAAACAUGAUGGCUCGUGAGAGGCACCAGGCUCAACAACAGGCUCUCAACAAAAUUCUCCAUCUUCUCGCAUCUCUUAUGGGGUCCAAUACCCAGAAGCUCCUUGGCAGCGACCUUGUGAACGAGCUAGCGCAAACAAACGCCAACUUGAAUGACGCAAGUAACGUUGCUCACGGAGGAUGGGACUUGGCAAACAUGAACGGCUUGACGCGCCCGCGCUUACUUUUGAAGAACAGGACGCCGGCCACCAGUCAGCACUCAAGCACCGGCGACCUCUCGUCCUUGCACAUUGGACACUCCAACUCCCCGAUUCAAGAAAUAGAUCGAAGCUCGAUCUACCCGUCCAACGGCAGCUCCUCAGCUGGAGCGUCCACAACCCCAGGCGGUGGCCGCGCCCCUGAUACCAUGCUAGAAUCCAACUCCCCGGUUGACACCUCAUUUUUUAACGAUCUACACUCCAACAUCAAGAAGCAAGGCGAGUCUAUACAAGAGUUACAAGACUGGAUUACGAAAAUGUCGCCGUCACAAGAAGAGCUUGGGUCAAUCACCCCGGAGGGCACCGUACCGCAGCAGCUCGCACAGUCCCCCGCCAAGACUCAGCAACCAAACUCCAAGUUUGACCUGCAGGACUACUUGUCAACUUCGGAUCCCUCGGCUCUGGCGCCUCUUUUGCCUGAGGAGCCGCUCGUCCAAGAGGAAAAGCGAUCCUCAGAUAGUGAUAUUGAGGAGAUCAGCAAUCCACCUAAGAAGCAGAGGACAUCUUAA